Messenger RNA from Eurypyga helias (sunbittern), 961 nucleotides. It is a transcript of the gene CASP3, whose product is annotated as caspase 3, apoptosis-related cysteine peptidase. The annotation marks the transcript as partial. Gene Ontology annotation, biological process: keratinocyte differentiation; erythrocyte differentiation; positive regulation of apoptotic process. The transcript is spliced from 5 exons. Gene Ontology annotation, cellular component: cytoplasm. The record is from RefSeq and is a predicted model, not a curated record. Lineage: Eukaryota; Metazoa; Chordata; Aves; Eurypygiformes; Eurypygidae.
AAAGAACCUACCUGCUAGCAAGUCUAUGGACUCUGGAAUUCUGCCAGACUACAGUUACAGAGUGGAUUAUCCAGAGAUGGGGCAAUGUGUAAUCAUAAACAAUAAGAACUUCCACAGACAGACCGGGAUGUUGCCCCGUUCGGGUACAGACGUGGAUGCUGCAAGCGUCAGAGAAGUUUUUAUGAAGUUGGGAUAUAAAAUAAAGAUCAACAAUGAUCUUUCAUGUGAGGACAUUUUUAACCUACUGAAAAAUGUUUCUGAGGAAGAUCACAGCAAGCGAAGCAGUUUUGUUUGCGUGUUGCUGAGCCAUGGUGAUGACGGAUUCAUCUAUGGUACAGAUGGCCCUCUUGAACUGAAAGCACUGACGAGCCUUUUCAGAGGGGACAGGUGCAGAAGUUUAGCAGGAAAACCCAAGCUCUUUUUCAUUCAGGCUUGUAGAGGAACAGAAUUAGAUUCUGGUAUUGAGGCAGACAGUGGAUCUGAAGAAACCGUGUGUCAAAAAAUACCUGUAGAAGCAGACUUCCUGUAUGCCUAUUCCACAGCUCCAGGCUACUACUCCUGGAGGAAUUCAGCUGAAGGCUCCUGGUUUAUUCAGUCACUGUGUAAAAUGCUGAAGGAACACGGAAGGAAACUUGAACUCAUGCAGAUUUUAACUCGUGUAAAUCGCAGAGUGGCAGAGUACGAGUCCUGCUCAACUCGGCAGGAUUUUAAUGCCAAGAAACAGAUUCCGUGCAUUGUCUCUAUGCUCACCAAAGAGUUUUACUUCCCUUGCUAAAAGAAUUUCACCUUGGAAUUUUUCAGUUCCUGUUUUUCUCUGUAAUUUAUAUGCAACGUUAGUAUGGAAUACCACUUUUAAAUCGGAAUUACCGUUCACUGCUGCGUGUGGCAUAAUGAACUGUCUCAGAGUUAGGUGUGUCUGUUAUUAGAAGUAAAAACAUAGUGUGGCUAUGUUAGAAAUGCA